AUGUGGUCUUGGUUCGGCGGAUCCGCCGCUCAGAAGCGGAAAGAUGCGCCCAAGAAUGCGAUUCUCAUGCUUCGCGAGCAGCUGGACAUGCUCCAGAAGCGCGAGAAGCACUUGGAGAAUUUGAUGGAGGAGCAGGAUGCAAUUGCUCGGAAGAACGUAACGUCAAACAAGGCCGCGGCCAAGAAUGCCCUUCGACGGAAGAAGGUCCAUGAGAAGAACCUCGAACAGACGACGGCGCAGAUUGUUCAGCUAGAGCAGCAGAUCUACUCGAUCGAGGCGGCGAAUAUCAACCAGGAGACUUUGAAGGCUAUGGAGGCGGCUGGUGCGGCGAUGGCGAAGAUCCAUGGUUCUAUGACGAUCGAUAAGGUGGAUGAGACGAUGGAUACACUUCGCGAACAGCACCAACUCAGCACGGAAAUCGCAACAGCCAUCACAAGCACCUCUCUGGUCGAUCAACCAGACGAGGCCGACUUGGAGGAGGAACUCGAGGGUUUGGAGCAGGAGGCCAUGGACGAGCGGAUGCUCAACACAGGUACUGUGCCGGUUGCAGACCAGCUCAACCGUUUACCUCCUGCGGCAAAUGGAGAAAUCAAAUCCAAACCCCAGACCGAAGAAGAAGACGAGGAAGCAGAACUGGAGAAGCUACGUGCGGAAAUGGCCAUGGGAUAA
This is a messenger RNA of Aspergillus tubingensis, 669 nucleotides long. Its product is annotated as ESCRT-III subunit protein SNF7. The record is from RefSeq and is a predicted model, not a curated record. Bases 1 to 669 code for a protein of 222 amino acids. Gene Ontology annotation, biological process: vesicle budding from membrane; late endosome to vacuole transport via multivesicular body sorting pathway. Gene Ontology annotation, cellular component: cytoplasmic side of plasma membrane; ESCRT III complex; multivesicular body. Lineage: Eukaryota; Fungi; Ascomycota; Eurotiomycetes; Eurotiales; Aspergillaceae. The transcript has 4 exons.